This is a messenger RNA of Lindgomyces ingoldianus, 2583 nucleotides long. RefSeq lists its product as uncharacterized. Lineage: Eukaryota; Fungi; Ascomycota; Dothideomycetes; Pleosporales; Lindgomycetaceae. Bases 1 to 2583 code for a protein of 860 amino acids. The transcript has 3 exons. The record is from RefSeq and is a predicted model, not a curated record. Gene Ontology annotation, molecular function: protein binding.
AUGCUAAGCGGACAUCUUGGGCAAGAUUGGCCCCUCGGUCGAUUACCAAACGCCGAGGACGCACAGUUUAACUCGUACGCUACACAAGACGAACCCACAUGCCUACCUAAUACGCGCGUCGACCUUCUGAACGAGAUCUACAACUGGGCUAAUGGGCAAGACGAGCGCUGCCUCUUCUGGCUCAGCGGCUUAGCCGGUACGGGGAAGUCAACGAUUGCACGCACUAUCGCUCGCAAAUAUGCCAACCAGGGUUGUCUUGGUGCCAGCUACUUCUUCUCAAGAGGCGGAGGAGACGCAAGCCGUGCAACCAAGUUCGUCACUAGCAUCGCCGUCCAGCUCGCGCAAAACGUGCCGGCCCUUGAUCAACACAUCUGCGAUGCUGUCACAAAGUGUCCGGAUAUUGCGAAUCAGUCUCUGCGCGACCAGUGGCACCAGCUCGUCCUCGGCCCCCUUGCAAAGCUAGACGGUAGCGGCCGCAGAUCCUCGUAUAUCCUAGCAGUUGAUGCGCUUGACGAGUGUGACGACGACAACAACAUCCGGAUCAUUGUGCAGCUCCUGGCGGAGGCUCGCUCAUUGGAAACGGUCCGGCUGUGCGUUUUUCUGACGAGCAGACCCGAAAUCCCGAUUCGAUAUGAAUUCGGCCAGAUCCUGGACACAAAGUACCAAGACUUUGUGUUGCACAAUAUAUCGGCGUCAAUCGUCGACGACGAUAUCACUGUUUUCCUGGAAUAUAAUCUCAGGCUUAUUAGACAGCAGCAAAGUCUAGAUGAUAGCUGGCCGGGCGCGGAGAUCAUCAGAACUUUAGUCCAGAGUGCAAGUGGUCUGUUCAUCUGGGCCGCAACCGCUUGCCGGUUCAUCGACAAAGGGCUAUUCGCCGACGAAAGGCUACAAACACUUCUUGAGGGCAGUACCUCUGUUAUUGCUAAUACUCCAGAACAACACCUUAAUAAGCUUUAUAUCGAUAUUUUGAAGAAUUCCGAGAAGCCAGGCUUUAUGGAACAAGAAACAGAAAAGUAUCGUAGUUUACUAAGGUACAUUCUUGGAAGCAUUUUAACUCUUUUCUCCCCCCUCUCAGUCAAGUCUUUGAGCACGCUGCUCUUUAUGGGGACAAAGGUAGAUCAGGUGCUGAGGGAUCUUCACGCCAUCUUGGAUGUCCCUAAGGACCAAACCCAGCCACUUCGUCUGCACCAUCCUUCGUUUCGCGACUUCCUCCUGGACAGAGAGAGAUGUGGCGAUCCAAACAUUUGGGUAGACGAGAGGCUCGCGCAUCAGACCUUAGCUGAUAACUGCAUUCGGCUCAUGUCAAGCUCUCUUAAACAAGACAUCUGUAGCGUUAGCGCUCCUGGAGUGCGUGUGACUGAUGUAGAAAGUGCCCAGGUGAAGCAGUGUCUGCCUCCAGAGGUUCAGUACGCAUGCCUCUAUUGGAUACAACAUUUCCAGAAGAGCGGUAAUCCGUUUUCUGACGACCACCAAGUCUACCAGUUUCUAAGGGUCCAUUUCCUGCACUGGUUAGAGGCGCUAAGUUGGAUGGGGAUGGUCUCUGAAGGGAUACACGCAAUUGCCUCUUUAGAGUCUAUUACUCUAGCUAGCGACUGUCCUAAUUUAUACGCGUUUACCCAUGAUAUGAAGCGUUUCAUGCUCUACAACCGGCCGGUGAUUGAGCGUGUCCCGCUUCAAGUAUAUUGUAGUGCGCUUGUGUUCGCACCGAUGAUGAGUCUAAUAAAAAGGCAGUUUGAAGCUAAGAUGCUUGGGUGGAUGGAAAAAGUGCCAAAGGUUGAAAAGCAUUGGAAUGCCUUACUGCAGACGCUCGAGGGCCAUUCGAGUCGGGUCGGGGUGGUGGCCUUUUCGCCAGACGGCAAAGUGCUAGCGUCGGCCGACGACGACGGGACAGUCAAGCUAUGGGACGCCCGCACGGGAGCGGGCCAUUCAAGUUGGGUCGAGGCAGUGGCCUUCUCGCCAGACGGCAAAGUGCUGGUGUCGGCCUCCUGGGACGGGACGGUCAAGUUGUGGGACCCCCGCGCGGGAGCGGUUCUGCAGACGCUCGAGGGCCAUUCGAGUUGGGUCGGAGCGGUGGCCUUCUCACCAGACGGCAAAGUGCUGGCGUCGGCCUCGCAAGACGAGACGGUCAAGCUGUGGGACGCCCGCACGGGAGCGGUGCUACAGACGCUCAAGGGCCAUUCGGAUUCGGUCGGGGCGGUAGCCUUCUCGCCAGACGGCAAAGUGCUAGCGUCGGCCUCGCAGGACAAGACGGUCAAGCUGUGGGAUGCCCGCACCGGAGCGGUGCUGCAGACGAUCGAGGAUGUCGCUGUUCGAACCCUUACAUUCUCUGAGGAUGGGACGUUCAUCCAAACUGACAGGGGAGUAUUACAUACUAUAUCUCUUUCCCCUAGCAACGUUUCUUCUCAAUUAACUCCUAGACAUGAUGUAUUUGUAAAGGGCCAGUGGGUCUGCUGUGGCAUAAGAGAUAUUCUUUGGCUUCCCCCAGAGUAUCGGCCGCUUUGCUCUGCCGUGUAUGGGAGUAUUGUUGCUUUUGGGUAUUCCUCUGGUCGCGUGUUAAUCUUAGAAUUUGCUCCAUUUUCCUAG